ACCAUGACCCUGUACCUGAGGCAUUACUGGAGAGACGAGAGGCUGGCCUUCCCCAGCAGCAGCAACAAGAGCAUGACCUUCGAUGGCAGGCUGGUGAAGAAGAUCUGGGUUCCUGAUGUCUUCUUUGUGCACUCCAAAAGGUCGUUCACACACGACACCACCACCGAUAACAUCAUGCUGCGAGUGUUCCCAGACGGCCAUGUGCUAUACAGCAUGAGGAUUACCGUCACUGCCAUGUGCAACAUGGACUUCAGCCACUUCCCCCUGGACUCUCAGACCUGCUCUCUGGAGCUAGAGAGCUAUGCCUACACAGAUGAAGACCUGAUGCUGUACUGGAAGAAUGGGGACGAGUCCCUGAAAACGGACGACAAGAUUUCCUUGUCCCAGUUUCUGAUCCAGAAGUUUCACACGACUUCCAGACUGGCCUUCUACAGCAGCACGGGCUGGUACAACCGUCUGUACAUCAACUUCACGCUGCGUCGCCACAUCUUCUUCUUCUUGCUCCAAACCUACUUCCCUGCCACCCUCAUGGUCAUGCUGUCCUGGGUGUCCUUCUGGAUCGACCACAGAGCUGUGCCUGCCAGAGUCUCACUGGGCAUCAUGACGGUGCUGACCAUGUCCACCAUCAUCACGGGCGUGAACGCCUCCAUGCCCCGAGUGUCCUACAUCCGGGCUGUGGACAUCUACCUCUGGGUGAGCUUCGUGUUCGUGUUCCUCUCAGUGUUGGAGUACGCAGCAGUCAACUACCUGACCACACUGCAGGAGCAGAAGGAACAGAAGUUUCGAGAGAAGUUUCCAUGCAUGUGUGGAAUGCUUCAUUCACGGACCAUGACGCUGGAUGGAAGCUACAGUGAAUCUGAGGCCAACAGCCUGGCUGGCUACCCAAGAAGCCAUAUUCUGCCAGAAGAAGAAAGGCAAGACAAAAUCGUGGUUCAUUUGGCACUCAACAGUGAAUUGAUGUCCUCCAGGAAGAAAGGCCUUCUCAAAGGCCAAAUGGGGCUCUACAUCUUCCAGAACACCCAUGCCAUUGACAAAUACUCCAGGUUGAUAUUUCCUGCCUUCUACAUAGUUUUCAACCUAAUUUAUUGGUCGGUGUUUUCCUAGGGAUUCUAAAGCUGUAUCUAGGAAAGGGCGUGGACAUCCACUGGUGGAUACACGGACCUAAUGACCACAGGUCCUACACCAGGCCAAGCAGCUGCUCCUGGCCUGGAGGAGCCCAGGGACCUGCAGCCGCCCUCACCCCAUCUUCACGCCUCCUUUCCUAGUUCAUGCUAUUCCAUGUCACACUUUGACUUCUCGGAACAGAGAGCUGUCUUCUUCUGCUGUUUGUGAACUUGUUCACAAGAAUCCCCCCUCCCCCACCACUUAAUAAAAGACCCGACUGCC
Apodemus sylvaticus (European woodmouse) is the source of this 1386-nucleotide messenger RNA. RefSeq names its product gamma-aminobutyric acid type A receptor subunit rho2 (gene Gabrr2). Gene Ontology annotation, molecular function: neurotransmitter receptor activity; extracellular ligand-gated monoatomic ion channel activity; GABA-A receptor activity. Gene Ontology annotation, biological process: signal transduction; regulation of membrane potential; chemical synaptic transmission. Bases 4 to 1104 code for a protein of 366 amino acids. The transcript has 6 exons. NCBI's taxonomy places the organism in Eukaryota, Metazoa, Chordata, Mammalia, Rodentia, Muridae. Gene Ontology annotation, cellular component: membrane; neuron projection; GABA-A receptor complex. The record is from RefSeq and is a predicted model, not a curated record.